AUGAAAACUACUUUCUGCAUUGUUUUCAUUUCUUGCCUUGUCUCAAUGGCUUUUGCAGCUCCAGGCACAGCCACAUUCUACCAACAAUAUACUCCUUCAGCAUGUUAUGGUAAUACACCUGUAGGAGUGAUGAUUGUCGCGGCAAGCGAUCCUCUAUGGGACAACGGGGCCAUUUGCGGAAAGAUAUUCACCGUUAGAUGCACCGGUCCAACGAACCCCUUCCCUCAUCCUUGCUAUGACGGUAAAACUGUGACUGUUAAAAUUGUAGAUCAUUGUCCCGGUUGUGGUGGAACUUUGGAUCUCUCCAAAGAAGCAUUUGAAACAAUCGCUAACCCGGUUGCUGGAGUUAUUGAUAUUGAUUACUGGUAA
Molecule: messenger RNA, 369 nt
Organism: Erigeron canadensis
Lineage: Eukaryota; Viridiplantae; Streptophyta; Magnoliopsida; Asterales; Asteraceae
Product: putative EG45-like domain containing protein 1
Exons: 2
Coding region: 1-369 (122 amino acids)
Biological process (GO): systemic acquired resistance
Cellular component (GO): apoplast; cell wall
Source: RefSeq, a predicted model, not a curated record